Nicrophorus vespilloides is the source of this 898-nucleotide messenger RNA. RefSeq lists its product as uncharacterized. The transcript is spliced from 3 exons. Lineage: Eukaryota; Metazoa; Arthropoda; Insecta; Coleoptera; Silphidae. The record is from RefSeq and is a predicted model, not a curated record. Bases 98 to 898 code for a protein of 266 amino acids.
CUAGUUUAAUUUCUGUGCGAUAACCUUACGACGACAAAAUCUAUUUAAGGAAGUUCCAAAAAAAUGUAACCCACUGUAUUCAUGUAACAAUAUUGCAAUGAAAGUUGUUCUUUUACUCUCCUGCCUCGUGGCGUUUGCUGCGGCUUACGUACCAUGCGGCAACCCAUGUUCCAUCGGUGGAGGAUGCCAAUCCAACUGCGGUGAAACAUACACACAGGGAUGCACCAGCGGAUGCCAACAAUCUCCGUACUAUGCUCAACCAAUCGAGCAAUACGGAUCAAAUCAACUGUUCUCCUCAUUGUUCAGCGGUUCUUACGGAAGAAACCAACCUAAACCAAUGGUAAAUCCAACCCCAUUUUACGAUCAGAAUGCCAUAUACGGUGGUAACACUAUGGUUCCUAAUCAGUACGAGAGUGCAGUUCCCGCGUACAAUCCCAUUGGGGAGCAACCAUUCAUGGCGGGAGGCUUAGGAGGAGGCUAUUCCAACCAAUUUUCAACUUACGGAAGCGCAGGAUCUGCCGGAUUAGAUUCGUUUGCAUCUCAUGCAGGAGGUUCUAUUGGUUUCGAUGCGUUCGCUCCUCAAACAAGAUCUUCCGGUUUCAAUGGGUUUGCACCUCAUACAGGAUCUUCCGGUUUCGAUGCGUUUGCAUCUCAUACAGGAUCUUCCGGUUUCAAUGCUUUUGCACCUCAUGCCGGCUCUUUCGGUUUGGAUUCGUUCGCACCUCAUGCAAAUUUUGAUUCGACUUCCUACACAUUGCAUCCAACGCUCGCCGAUGUCUAUAAAAAUACGAGAGGCGUUAAAAAGAUAAAAUAUACAAAAGAAAAACCAGUUGAAAAAGAAGUUACAAAUGUAGAAGUGGAGGAAGAAGAAGAAGAGGAAGAUGAAACUGAUGAUUAA